This is a messenger RNA of Selaginella moellendorffii, 2403 nucleotides long. RefSeq names its product glutamine--tRNA ligase. Bases 52 to 2367 code for a protein of 771 amino acids. Gene Ontology annotation, biological process: translation; glutaminyl-tRNA aminoacylation. The transcript has 22 exons. Gene Ontology annotation, cellular component: cytoplasm; cytosol. The record is from RefSeq and is a predicted model, not a curated record. NCBI's taxonomy places the organism in Eukaryota, Viridiplantae, Streptophyta, Lycopodiopsida, Selaginellales, Selaginellaceae. Gene Ontology annotation, molecular function: ATP binding; glutamine-tRNA ligase activity.
AGGGUUUUACAGAGGUCUAGUCGUGUAGGGCGUGGCUGCGCGAGCAGCGCUAUGAGCGAGGCAAUGGAGGCAUCUGUGGAGCUCUUCUGCCGAAUCGGUAUCGAGGAGACCACUGCGCAGAACAUUAUGGUGAAUCCGAAGGUCAGAAGCAGUGUCCUGGCUGUGAUCAAGGAGGCUGGUGUGCAAAAUGGCUGUAACAAAUCGGUUGGAAACGUGCUGUACACGAUUGCAACCAAGUACCCGGCAAACCGUGCGAACGCUCUUCGUCAUCGGCCAAAGUUUUUGAGCUACGUUACUUCUGGAAAGAUUAAGAGCCAUCAGUUGGAUGCAGCCUUUCGCUAUUUUUCUUCCGAUCCAGAAGAAUUCCUGGUGGAAGAUUUUGAGAGAGUCUGUGGUGUCGGUGUGGUUGUCUCUCCAGAGGACGCGGAGCUUGCUGUCGAGAAAGUGCUGGAAAAGAACAAAGCGAAACUACUCGAUGAGCGCUACAAAUUUAAUGUUGGGAUUCUACUGGCACAAGUCAGGGAGUUACAGCCGUUUGCGGACUUCACAUAUGUCAAGAAAGUGAUAGACAAGAAAAUGCAUGAACUCCUGGGUGAGAGAACUGCAGAGGACGACGUGAAAACCAAGAAGAAAAAGCCAAAGCCUGAGGAAGUCAAGAAGGAAGAAAUUCUCCCUGUCGAGGAAGUAAGCCCCUAUUCAAUAUUCCCAAAACCGGAAGACAAUAUCGGAGUUCACGUGGAAAUAAGAUUCAGCGACGGAACAGUACUGAACCCAGCGAAUACGAGAGCUAUGCUUGAAAAGCAUCUGAAGGCAACCGGUGGAAGAGUCUAUACCCGUUUUCCUCCUGAACCAAAUGGUUACUUACACAUUGGACAUGCUAAGGCCAUGUUUGUCGAUUUUGGAUUUGCAUGCGAUGCAAAUGGCUACUGCUACCUGAGGUUUGACGAUACGAAUCCAGAUGCCGAAAAAGAAGAAUAUAUUGAACACAUAAAAGAGAUUGUAGAGUGGAUGGGUUGGAAACCGUUCAAGAUUACCUACAGUAGUGAUUACUUUCAGGAGCUUUACGAGCUUGCUGUAGAGCUGAUAAAAUCUGGUCACGCCUAUGUUGAUCAUCAGACGGCAGAUGAGAUAAAAGAAUACCGUGAAAACUUCAAGGAAAGCCCAUGGAGGAACCGGCCUGUAGAAGAAUCUCUGGAUCUUUUCGAAAAGAUGAAGGCUGGGUUGAUUGAGGAAGGGCAAGCUACACUGCGAAUGAAGCAAGAUAUGAAAAACGAGAACUACAAUAUGCUGGACCUUAUUGCUUAUCGAGUAAAGAAAGCAUCACACCCUCGCACAAAAGACAAAUGGUGCAUUUAUCCAAGCUACGACUUUACACACUGCAUCGUCGAUUCAUUGGAAAAUAUAUCCCAUUCGCUGUGUACUUUGGAGUUUGAGUCCCGCAGGGUAUCGUAUUACUGGCUGCUAGACAGAUUGAAUCUAUAUCUACCGUAUGUAUGGGAAUAUUCACGGCUGAACAUGACGAAUAAUGUGCUGUCUAAGCGGAAGCUAAACCGAUUAGUAACAGAAAAAUAUGUGGAUGGAUGGGACGAUCCUCGGCUUUUGACAUUGGCUGGUUUACGUCGACGAGGAAUGCCGGCUACUGCUAUCAAUGCUUUCUGUCGGUCUAUAGGCAUCACGAGGAGUGACAAUCUUAUAAGAAUGGAUAAGUUGGAACAUUUUGUUCGGGAUGAAUUGAACAAAACUGCUCCAAGAACUAUGGUGGUUCUCCAUCCACUGAAGGUUGUUAUUGAGAAUCUGGAAGCUACUGAAGAAGUGGAAGGCAAGAGGCUGCCCGAUGACCCGUCGGCUACGUACAAGAUGCCAUUUACAAGAGUUGUAUAUAUUGAGCGCUCCGACUUUCGGACGAAGGAUUCCAAGGAUUUCUACGGGCUAGCCAAAGGAAAAUCAGCCUUGUUGAGAUAUGCGUACCCCAUCACGUGUGUCGACUAUGUGUGCGAUAAGGAUGGCGAAGUCAUUGAAAUAAGAGCCACGUACGACGCCAAGAAAAGCAUCAAGCCCAAGGGCGUUCUCCACUGGGUUCCCGAACCUGCUGAAGGAGCGCGCCCUCUCGAAGUUGAAGUGAGACUCUUCGACAGAUUGUUCCUGUCAGAGGAUCCUGCGGAACUCAAAGACACUUGGCUAGAGGACCUCAAUCCCCAUUCAAAGCAAGUCAUACACGGGGCAUUCGCUUUGGAUAAUCUGCGGACGGCGAAGCCGGGGGAUAGGUUCCAGUUCGAGCGAACAGGAUAUUUUUGCGUUGAUCCCGACUCCUCGGCGGAGAAACUAGUUUUCAAUCGUACAGUUACACUGAAAACAUCGUAUCCAUAGCCAUUAUAAGUUGAUCAAAUUGUUAUCUCGUGCUAA